Messenger RNA from Dama dama (fallow deer), 3639 nucleotides. It is a transcript of the gene SACM1L, whose product is annotated as SAC1 like phosphatidylinositide phosphatase. Gene Ontology annotation, molecular function: phosphatidylinositol-4-phosphate phosphatase activity. Gene Ontology annotation, cellular component: endoplasmic reticulum. The record is from RefSeq and is a predicted model, not a curated record. Gene Ontology annotation, biological process: phosphatidylinositol dephosphorylation. Bases 159 to 1922 code for a protein of 587 amino acids. The transcript has 20 exons. Lineage: Eukaryota; Metazoa; Chordata; Mammalia; Artiodactyla; Cervidae.
AGUUUGUCCACCGCCGCGUCCCGUUUUCUCCCUCAGCCUGGCGGGGCGGGGCGGUGGGAAGAGGCUGGGACCUGCGGCCGCUGUUGGAGGGUGACCGGUAGCGCCGGAGCCGAGGUGGCGGCGCGGUCGGAAACGGAGGAAGGAGGCUGUGGUGCAGGAUGGCGGCCACGACCUACGAGCAGCUGAAGCUGCACAUCACCCCUGAAAAAUUUUAUGUGGAAGCUUGUGAUGAUGGAGCAGAUGAUGUACUUAUCAUCGACCGUGUGUCCACAGAAGUUACACUCUCAGUCAAGAAAGAUAUUCCUCCUUCAGCAGUCACAAGACCAAUAUUUGGAAUACUGGGCACAAUCCAUCUGGUGGCAGGUAAUUAUCUAAUUGUCAUUACCAAAAAGAAAAAAAUAGGUGAAUUUUUCAAUCAUGUAAUCUGGAAAGCAACAGAUUUUGAUGUCCUUUCUUAUAAGAAGACGAUGUUGCACUUAACUGAUAUUCAGUUACAAGAUAAUAAAACUUUCCUUGCAAUGAUGAACCAUGUCUUGAGUAUGGAUGGGUUUUACUUUUCAACGACAUAUGAUUUGACCCAUACUUUGCAGCGGCUCUCCAACACUAGUCCAGAAUUCCAGGAAAUGAGUCUCUUGGAAAGGGCAGAUCAACGGUUUGUAUGGAAUGGUCAUCUUCUCCGAGAACUUUCUGCUCAGCCAGAGGUCCAUCGGUUUGCCCUUCCGGUAUUACAUGGCUUUAUUACCAUGCACUCAUGUUCUAUUAAUGGAAAAUACUUUGAUUGGAUUCUCAUCUCGAGGAGGAGUUGUUUCAGAGCUGGUGUGCGCUAUUAUGUGAGAGGAAUUGAUUCCGAAGGCCAUGCAGCCAACUUUGUAGAAACAGAACAAAUUGUGCACUACAGUGGGAGCAGGGCUUCGUUUGUACAGACUCGAGGAUCAAUACCACUUUACUGGUCUCAAAGACCAAACCUCAAGUACAAACCAUUGCCACUGAUCAACAAAGUAGCAAAUCAUAUGGACGGUUUCCAAAGGCAUUUUGAUUCACAAAUAAUUAUUUAUGGAAAACAAGUCAUAAUCAAUCUGGUAAAUCAGAAGGGCUCAGAGAAGCCACUUGAACAGGCAUUUGCCACAAUGGUGUCUUCCUUGGGGAACGGAAUGAUCAGGUACAUUGCCUUUGACUUCCAUAAGGAAUGUAAAAAUAUGAGGUGGGAUCGGCUAAGUAUUUUAUUGGAUCAGGUAGCAGAAAUGCAAGAUGAAUUAAGUUAUUUUCUAGUGGACCCAGCCGGCUUGGUGCUGAGUACCCAGGAGGGCGUGUUCCGCAGCAACUGCAUGGACUGUCUGGACAGAACCAACGUGAUCCAGAGCCUGCUGGCUCGCCGGUCACUUCAGGCCCAGCUUCAGAGACUAGGAGUUUUGCAUGUGGGACAAAAGCUUGAAGAACAAGAUGAAUUUGAGAAGAUUUACAAAAAUGCCUGGGCUGACAAUGCAAAUGCUUGUGCCAAACAGUAUGCAGGCACUGGUGCCUUGAAGACUGACUUUACCAGAACUGGAAAGAGAACUCAGUUGGGACUUAUAAUGGAUGGCUGGAACUCAUUAAUACGGUAUUACAAGAACAACUUUUCUGAUGGAUUUAGACAAGAUUCCAUAGACUUAUUUCUUGGGAACUAUUCAGUGGAUGAAUUAGAAUCUCAUAGUCCGUUAAGUGUUCCAAGAGAUCUGAAAUUCCUGGCUUUGCCUAUUAUCAUGGUUGUUGCCUUUUCCAUGUGCAUUAUCUGUCUGCUGAUGGCUGGUGACACGUGGACAGAAACCCUGGCCUAUGUGCUCUUCUGGGGAGUCGCAAGCAUUGGAACAUUUUUUAUUAUUCUUUACAAUGGCAAAGACUUUGUUGAUGCUCCCAGAUUGGUCCAAAAAGAAAAGAUAGACUGAAUUUGUGUCUGUGGAAAGCGGCUUGGCCUGGAAGAUUCCAUCAUGCAGAACUGGAGUCUUUACUGACCCGCUUUCCACGGCAGCCGAGAUCUUUGUAAAUCGUUUAUCCAGGAGCACAUCUUGUGCUUGGUGUGGGGGUGAUGACUUAGAGUUGAUCUGGUGUUACUGCCUUGAUGAUCUCUUCACUAUAUUGGGAUAGUUAUAAUUUGAAUCUAGUCUGUAAUUAAAAUGUAACCUGAAUUCAACUCACAGGAUGGAAGGAACCUAUACAUCAUCAGUUUAAUCAGCCAUUGAAGAAUGAGUAAUAUAUUUAAAAAAUCUAGCUUCUUCCCUCAUUUGAAACAGUGAAAAUUAUUUUUCUAGCUCAGUUUAUUGUCACUGUAGAAGCAGUUGCUAUUAGCAGGCUUACUUUUCAAUAUACCUUUGAACUUUUCUUAACAGUUUAACAGUAAGCUAACUCUAGUCUGUUCAUAACGUGUAAAUCUCCUACAUAGAGAUAGUUGGACAAAAUUGUCCAUGACUACAUAGUAGGAAAGAGGAGACCAGGGUCUGGUGUUCCUCUUGAGUUCUAGUUGGGCUGCCUUACGAGUUCAGUCAGCUUGAACUGUGCAGUUUAAGUGUGAUGAAAAAAGUUCAGGUAUACUCUAUCUUUUUUAAAAGGUGUAAAUGAAAUCAGCGAAUGUAAAGUCUAUUCCUCAUGCUAGAGGUCCAAAGCCGCCUCGGUCUUCGGGAUCGCCCCGGUGUGGGAAACACCCUCGCUUGGUCAGCGCCUCCCUCCUGACCCUCGAGCUUUCCUAGGGUCUUUCUUCGAGACACGCGGGUCCCUGAGUGCGUCUCAUGCCGAAUUCCAUGUUGCACUUGGAGGCAGCAGCUGCUUUUCCACGCACGGUAGUGUUGACACUUUUCACUCUGUAACUAUUUUUGUUAGUUCUCAGUAAGUGUGUCUGAAAUUUAGUGCUUCCAGGUAGUUAUCAUUCUCCAAAUCAAGGACCAACUUACAGCUUUAAUUUAUGUGUUGAAAUAAACCUGAAGAAUACACUUUAGAAUCUGUGCAUAGUUCUAAUUAAUAAUAAGUUGGAAACUGUAUAUUGAAAUUGUAAUUAUGAGGUUUAAAAACUAGAAAGUAUCUAAGGUAGUGUAAUUGCCACUAUUUUACAAUAGUUCAAUUAAAUACUGCUGCAAUAUUUGUGUUGUGCUUGAAAAUAUGUACAGGUUUUUUUUUUUUUCCAAUGGUAAUAAUACCUUUUGUUGUCCUUAAAUAUCUCUAAAAAGCGCCUUGAUUUUAACAUCACCUUUUUUCCAACAUUAUCAUUGAUAAACAUUAAUAAGAGUUGUUGCUUUUAGAAACUCUAAAGGAAAUAAUAGCUGGAAAACCCUCUGUAGCUUAAAGUCAGUCGUUAACACUCAUAAUAGGGUAAGUAAUUAGAACUGCCUACUCUUAACUUGUAAAUAGCAUCAUUUGUUCCAAAGAGGAAAUAUCAAAACUCGGUUCAUGUCUACUGUGACGUACUGGGCAUUUCACGUUAAGAACUUAUUUCAGCAACCACGACAAAGACCAAAUCUGAACUGCUGAUGUGGCUGUUUUGCAGUGAAUGGGCUAAUGUUGGUGUGUUAGACCUUGAGGUGUCAAUAUUUCAGAAACCUGCAGUGAUUUUAUUCCUAAAUUCAUGUACUGUCUCAUCUGUAAGUGAAAAUAAAAUGACAUAUUCUUUUCUAA